UUCAGGGAAGUGGUCUGAGCCGGAUCAGCAGUGGUUCUGUCCUCUGGCAUUCUUGUUUGUGAAGAUGGAAAACUUACUAUCUCUGGAGUCAAGCUUAGUGGACUUCAGAUAACUGAAACCUUGUCUCUUAAGUUUCCUCGGCCAGAACGUCCCCCAAGAUGGCAGAGGAGAGCAGCAGUGCCAGGGACUGCGUUUCCUUCAGCGUGCUCAACUGGGAUCAGGUUAGCCGGCUGCACGAGGUCCUGACCGAGGUCGUACCCAUCCACGGACGAGGCAACUUUCCAACCUUGGAGAUAACUCUGAAGGACAUCGUCCAGACCGUCCGCAGCCGGCUGGAGGAGGCAGGCAUCAAAGUGCAGGAUGUCCGGCUGAAUGGCUCUGCAGCUGGCCACGUUUUGGUCAAAGACAACGGCCUGGGUUGCAAAGACCUGGACCUGAUCUUUCACGUGGCUCUUCCAACAGAAGCAGAAUUUCAGCUGGUCAGAGAUGUGGUUCUGUGUUCCCUUCUGAACUUCCUGCCAGACGGCGUGAACAAGCUCAAAAUCAGUCCAGUGACUCUGAAGGAGGCGUACGUGCAGAAGCUGGUGAAGGUCUGCACGGACACUGACCGCUGGAGCCUGAUUUCCCUCUCCAACAAGAACGGGAGGAACGUGGAGCUGAAGUUUGUCGACUCCAUCCGGCGUCAGUUUGAGUUUAGUGUGGACUCUUUCCAAAUCAUCCUGGAUUCUUUGCUUUUUUUCUAUGACUGCUCCAGUAACCCCAUCUCUGAGCACUUCCACCCCACAGUGAUCGGGGAGAGCAUGUACGGGGACUUUGAGGAAGCCUUUGAUCACCUGCAGAACAGACUGAUCGCCACCAAGAACCCCGAAGAAAUCAGAGGCGGGGGACUUCUCAAGUACAGCAACCUUCUCGUGCGGGACUUCAGGCCCACGGACCAGGAAGAAAUCAAAACUCUAGAGCGAUACAUGUGCUCCAGGUUUUUCAUCGACUUCCCGGACAUCCUUGAACAGCAAAGGAAGUUGGAGACCUACCUGCAAAACCACUUUGCUGAAGAAGAGAGAAGCAAAUACGACUACCUCAUGAUCCUUCGCAGGGUAGUGAACGAGAGCACCGUGUGCCUCAUGGGACACGAACGCAGGCAGACCCUGAACCUCAUCUCCCUCCUGGCCUUGCGCGUGCUAGCAGAACAAAACAUCAUCCCCAACGCCACCAACGUCACCUGUUACUACCAGCCAGCUCCUUAUGUCAGUGAUGGCAACUUCAACAACUACUACGUUGCCCAUCCUCCAGUUACCUACAGCCAGCCUUACCCUACCUGGCUGCCCUGUAACUAACCUUGAGACCUGAGGGUUUCCACGGUGGGAGCCCCAGUACAGCCAGGGCUCUCAGGUAGGGGAGCCUCCUUCUAGAUGUAGGUGUUUGGCUUUUAAAGCGGAACUCAGCUCUGAUUUUGGUUUUUUUUUCUUUGUGUACCCAUUGGAAUGGGUCUACCGUAACCAUGAGCCAACCCUAAAAGGACCCAUAGUAAGUGCCACUUUGGAAAAUGCUGUAGGAAGUGUGAACUAUCUACAUCUUUCCAAGACAGACACGAAUGUGUCACAUCCCAAGCAUUAGCACGUGGGGGUUUGAGCCCUGCAAUAACAGAUUGGGAGAGCUUGGGCAGCAUAUGAGAAGUGUUAAGCUACUUUUCUUCUCACUUGCUCCUAGAGUAGGCUGUGUUGGUCCUCGCUUGGGAUUCUCAGCAGUUUCAUGGAAGUUGUGCUGAUAAUCUCUUUUCUUGUAUCAAUUUUAGUCAGGCAGAAAAUGGAAAACAUGAGGGUGCUCUUGUGACCUAAUUUUUGUUCAAGGGACUAAAUUGCUUAUGUUUAUUCCCUGUCAGCAGAGCUGAGAAUUUCUUUCAUCAAUAAACCAAAGCCAAUAGCUGGAGAAUUGAGAUCUGGUUGGAAGUGGUUUAUGGUUUAGAUGCUGUGUUAUCUUGAGGAAUUAUGAGAUAUUGCUGAGAAAAAAAAAUAACCUUUUCUUGAAAUGUAACUUGAAAACAAAAUAAAAUGUGGAACAUAAUGUUAAAGUAGAAUUGUGGUGGUGGUGGUGGGAGGGGUGAUUGUAAAUAGGAAACAUUGAAUGUUCAUUCUUUUUUUCUUUAAGGAAUUCUUAUUGAAUGACACCUUUUUUUCCCUCCUUCAUCAGCUCUUUCGGGGCUGACUUUCGUUUUGCUCUUCCUAAGACAGGAUUGUGCUGGGUCUAGAGUCAUUAUGGGAACUGACAUGAGGGUCUUCCCGUGUUUUAAUUGGAAACCCAUUUUGGUCACAUUCCAAGUGUGACAAGCUGUUUUUCUGGAGUACUUUGGCUAUUUUUGGUUUUUUGUUAUUUCUGUUUUUGUAUUUUCAAAAAUAGUAAUUUCCUUCUCCAGGUGUUUUUGACAGCAGAUGAAUUCAGGAAUUUCAAUAGAACCGAGUGACCUGUGGAAUUGCUUUAGAAUAUAAUGUGCUGUCUAUGUGCUGUGCGUGCAGGUAUGAGGUUCGUGUUCAGCCUGGCCUGGUAUGCGUCGGAGCUACCAAGGCACUUUGAAGUCAUUCCAGUGUAUUUGGAAAGAAUUGAGUGAAUGAGAAUGAUUCUGGUACAUUUGACCAUACUUGUUUAUAUUCUGCACUUUAGAAGGAAAACAGUGUUAAUCUCUAGUCAAAAGCAAACUUAGUAAAUGGAAGACUUCUAGCUACUGUUGCUUUUCUCAGUAGAUUUAGAUAACAGAUUUUGUGUUUUGAAACUUUUUGUGGGAUCUCUUAGGAAGCAUCACUUUAGGGGGUAUCAAGGGCAAAGACAGUCAAUAUUGCCAGCCAUCUUGGUUUCUGAAGUGAAUUGAUGAAAUCCGUGCUCCUGAUUUUUAUUUUCUCCUGUGCCCAUAAAAAUCCAAAGCCCUAAGUGAUUGCUUUCUCCUCGCUUUAAGCAAUGAAGUUAUCUUAAUGCAGAAAUGCUUGGGAGAAAAUGAGUGGUUUACCUUUUUCUAAAAAUAUUUUCAGAUGAUGUUUUGGUCCCCUUAAAAGCAGCUCAGAUGUGACUAAAAUGCGAGGUAUUCGUGUUGUGCUACCUGAGGUGACUGGAAGCCACUUCUUAAUGUAACUAGCUGCUGUUGCCCUGUGAGCCUUAGGUGUAUUUGAAUUCAUUGGCUUUGAGUCAAGGCUGGUUCUGCUUGAGGGAACCCAGGGUGCUUCAGUGUUAAAAAGGGGCAAUGAAGAGCGAAUCCCAGUGAAGAGUGAUCCCAACUUUGAAAACUAUCUGGUUAUCCAUGACCUUAAAAGCUGCCAUUGUGGUCAAAUGGCAACAUAUUUGCACAAAAAUGACACAUUUGUUUAACCAAAGCUUUGAAAUGUGAUAAAGCCACCAACAUAGGCACUUGCUAACACAAAUCAGUAUUGCUUCUACUUAGAAGGCUUGGGGACCAGUAAUGAGGUACCGGAUGAAGAUAGGAUCUGCAUCAAGUAAUUAAAUUUCCAGUUUGUCCUUGGAGUUCUUUCUGCCUGUAUUUUUUUCCUACCUGGUAAUAGUUCUCCUAUGAGGAUGAAGGGAGGUACAGAAGUUGUGAGAAAUUCCCAGCCCCUAGUCUUUACCAUUGUACGAUGGCCAUCUUGGUGGGGUAUCUUCACCUGACUUCUUUAGUCAGCCCAGCUCUUUUUGUCAUUUGAGAAUAGACACAUGUUCUAAAACUAUCAGGGUAAAAAGUUACACUGACCAAAGUUGCACUUUUACAACACAACCCCCAGACUAAUGGUGUCUCCACCUCUAGGUGCCUUUUCCCAGCCUCAGAAUAAGCUGGGUAACCUUGAAUUUCAGGUGUCUGGAAAUUCUAGCUGAAACCUGCCUUUCAUACUACUCAUACAAGCAUCAGGUACCCUGGACUUGUACUUAGUCCAGUGGUUCUGAUUUUUUGUGUGUUGAGUAACAUGAAACUUGGCAGUGGUAGAGGGCACUGAAGUUCAAGUGCAAGUUCUAAUCUAAAUUUAAGCAGUCUCUCAUUUGUUUCAUGACUUUGAACUGUUUUCUGAUGCUUUCUGCAAGUAGGAAGCCUGUUCUCCCAGCCUGCUUCUUGGAGUCCAUUUGAGCAGCAGUGAGGUGAAAAUACUACCUCUUCCCCUUGUGUUGGCAGAAGAGCAUACACUAGAUUCUGGGCCUUGAGCUUCAGUCUGACCUUUCAAUCUUACCUUGGCAGUAAGACAUUAUUCCUCAGUAACUUCAGUGCUGAAACUAAACUCUAUAUCCCUAACACCUUCAAAUCAGAGUUCCUGAUAACCACAUGUAGUAUGUGACGUGGCCCAUACCAGGGAGACCUGGCAGGUGGGGUGAGUUGGGCAGGGAAGAUGAUGCUUAGCUCCUGGUAUAUGGGACAGAUGAGGUUUGGUGUUCACGUUUGUUUUCCAGUUUGGCCUCCACUAGAGAUUGAGCCACAGAGUGCUGUGUGUGAACCUGUGUUUUGUGGCAGUGCAUUAAAUUGCUAAAGCCCUGAAUCUGCUUAUCCUUCAGCCUCACUUCACGCACUAACCCCUUACCUUUGUGGUUGGUUAGGAUUUUAACUAGUUCUGCUUUGUUAACUUUGGGAAAUGGUGCCACUCAAAAGCAACUUCCUAACUUUAGGAAUCACUCCUUUCUAGUUAAAUUUCUGGUACUGGUGCCUUGUAUUAGAAUGCAGCUUCCUUCUUAGCUCAAAUGUCCUCUUCCAGAGAGUGGAUUAAAGUAUCGUUAUCCAGUGGUGAGAAGAGAACUUGAUGCUCACCGGGGCCAUUAACUCCUGGGUAUCUGACUGGGGCUCUGCACUAGGGAGAACCCUUUUGGUGGAUUCUUUAAGUCGGAAGAACUUCCAGUUUCCAAGGUUGGAUUCACAUCCUUAAUCUGGCAGAGACCAGAAUUUCACAGCUGACUUUGGAACAUAUUCCAGUUCAACCAGUAAAUUCAGAGGACCAAGGGAGAUGUGUAGAGGAGAAUUUUAAAAGAUUUGGCAACUUUUCAGGAUUACUUUUGGAGACCUCUAAGGAUCGGGAAAGAAAAGGCUUUUUUUUUUCUUUUUUGUGAGUUCAAGUGCCUAAAUCUUGUUUACCUAUCACUUUUUAAAAAAAAAAAUAGUUGAAGUGUAAGCUAAAGAAAAUGCAUGGAGUUUUGCCUGGGCUAGUGAGAGCUGGUACAAAUUCUCGUGUGUGUUUGCAUAGGAAGGUGAGAUGACCAUCCACUAAAGAGGAAGUAAUUGAAUAAUAUGGAUUGGAAGGUAUUCUUUAAAAAUCAAGCUAUCUGGCCUUUUUCUUAUGGAUAAAAACUUAAUUUUCUUAAAACAGCAAUUUAUUUCCAAAUUAAUGUAGAUGAAAAGUAAGAUACCCAUUAGACUAAAUUCGAAGCUUUUCUGUUCUAUAUUUGCAUAGCCUUUGAAAUAUUUUUUAGCAGUGCCUAGGAUGUGUGGGGUUUCCUCUUUGGUGUAAUGGUCACUAACCUUCUUACUUGAUGCAGAGAUAAAAUCACUUGUCAAUGCAAAAUGUGUUAGAACUUGAUAAAUUAAAGCUUUGAGUUUGAGAAAUAAAGGUAUAUUUAAAACUAAAA
Lemur catta (Ring-tailed lemur) is the source of this 5577-nucleotide messenger RNA. It is a transcript of the gene TENT5C, whose product is annotated as terminal nucleotidyltransferase 5C. The transcript has 2 exons. Gene Ontology annotation, biological process: mRNA stabilization. Bases 159 to 1334 code for a protein of 391 amino acids. Gene Ontology annotation, molecular function: RNA binding; poly(A) RNA polymerase activity. The record is from RefSeq and is a predicted model, not a curated record. NCBI's taxonomy places the organism in Eukaryota, Metazoa, Chordata, Mammalia, Primates, Lemuridae.